Molecule: messenger RNA, 1422 nt
Organism: Saccostrea cuccullata (small rock oyster)
Lineage: Eukaryota; Metazoa; Mollusca; Bivalvia; Ostreida; Ostreidae
Product: putative nuclease HARBI1
Exons: 4
Coding region: 293-790 (165 amino acids)
Source: RefSeq, a predicted model, not a curated record
UGAGUUAAUUAGAUAAAGUUAAAGGGGUUCAAAAAGGGACCACGGCACUAUGCUCAAGUGGAAUCAUUCUUUUCUUCAAAAUAUUCUAUAAAAUCGACUUCUUUCGCCACAGUGAAUUCUUAGUAACACUUUUCUCUCUCUCUUUCGAAAGGUUUAUGUCUUCACAUAUAUAAAAUGAUUUCAAAAUAUUUAAAAUAGAAAUUAAAAACAUGCAUUGGCUCCCAAAAAUAAAUCAGACUAAAAUAUGAUUCCAUGUUUAAACAGUACUUAAAAAUUUCACCAUUUCAUACAGAUGAUGUGUGAUGCUCGAUUUAAAAUCAGGGACGUGGUUGCUAAGUGGCCUGGUAGCGUCCAUGAUUCCAGAAUUUUCCGGGAAUCACACCUCUGCAGAGUUAUGGAGGAAGGACAGCUGCAAGGUGUGCUGUUGGGGGACUCAGGAUAUGGGUUAAAACCAUAUUUAUUAACGCCAUACUUAGCUACAGAGACAUCAGCCACACAAAAGUUUAAUGCAGCUCAUUGCAGAACCAGAGUGACAAUAGAACAGGCCUUUGGAGUCUUAAAGAAAAGAUUUAACGCCCUGCAUUCAGGCCUGAGAACCUGCCCAGAGAGGGCUUGCCGGGUGAUCACUGCAUGUGCCGUCCUCCAUAACAUCGGCCUGGAUAGGGGAGACAUAUUAAGAGAUGUCCCUGAGAUCACUGCAAUAAAUGAAGCCUGUGAAGUGCCCCUUCCAGAGGAUGUCCAGGGUCGCACAGUGAGGGAUCACAUUAAAGACACAUAUUUCAGGUCCUGAGUGGUGGUCUUUCUUUUCUUGGAGGAUGGUUUACUUCUAUCUGCAAAAUUCCAUGAUUAAAAGUAUAAAAAAGAUCACAGGUUCCCAGAAAAUCAAAUCAUCAUGUGUUAUUCUAUCACAACUGAAAUAAUCGGAAUGAAUAAACUUGUACACAUUAUCUUUUUGUGAUCUUAAUUUUAAGGGGAGAAUUAUUUUCCUUCACAGAGAAAUUUGAAACUGUUGCUAUAAAAAUGAUAUAUGGGAUUUCACAGUAUAUUCUCUUUGUUGUUUGUUUUUUUAUUCAUUUGUAGAAGCUAGAUGUUUCUUUUAACUGUAAAACUAUUGCUUAUACAUGCAAGAGUAAAUAAUCGUAAUGCUAUUGUGAUGUUAAGAGUUUAUUACUUUCUAAGUCGAAAUGAUCAAAGCCAUUUAUAGACCUGCAUCCAUAAAAAUUUUGGGUAAAAAAAUUGUGAAGUGCAACGUGAAGACCGGUCCUUCAGAUGAGACCAAGGCUUGAGGAUAAAAACCACACAGCUCGUUGGAUAAAAAUCAUGCAUAUUCAACUACAGAUCAUGUAAGAUCCAAUAUCCUAUAAUUUUACCUUCUGAUUCAUCUUUCUUUUUCAAAAUUGAUGGUGGACCACACACUUCUGA